Messenger RNA from Tetrahymena thermophila SB210, 1131 nucleotides. RefSeq names its product selenide, water dikinase. The record is from RefSeq and is a predicted model, not a curated record. Lineage: Eukaryota; Ciliophora; Oligohymenophorea; Hymenostomatida; Tetrahymenidae. Gene Ontology annotation, cellular component: cytoplasm. Gene Ontology annotation, biological process: L-selenocysteine biosynthetic process. Gene Ontology annotation, molecular function: selenide, water dikinase activity; ATP binding. The transcript is spliced from 3 exons.
AUGCUUAGCAAGGCUAUUCCAUCUUUGAUAAGCAACCAAUAAAUUCUAUCCAAAACUCUUUCUUUCACUUAAAAAUUUGUUUAAAACUUCAGUUCAGCCACUAAGAUACCUAAUGGAAGGCCAUAACCUAGAAAGGAAUGGAAUCCUGUUGAACAUGGAUUAUCUUAAGAUUUUAUUGGCAAAGGAGAUAUUAUUUCCGAAACUCCUGAUGUUAGUGUUAGACCUAUUCGCAAUACUAAAAGCAAAAAGAUCAUUUCAACCAUAGAUUUCUUUUAUCCAAAUGUCCAUGAUCCCUACUUGCAAGGUCGUAUUUCGGCUUGCAACGUUUUAUCUGAUCUUUAUAGCAUGGCUGUAACAGAUAUAGAUGUAGUACUUAUGGUCUUAGCUGUUUCUAACCGUAUGAAUGAGACAGAGAGAGAAGUUGUUACUAGUUUGAUGAUUUAAGGAUUUGAUGAAUGUGCAAAUGAUGCUGGAGCUUUUGUUUUAGGAGGAUAAACUAUCUUUAAUCCUUGGCCAAUAAUAGGAGGAGUUGGUAUUGCAGCGGUAGAAAGAAAUGAAUUCAUUAUGCCAAAUGACGCUGUAGCUGGUGAUGUAAUAAUUUUAACAAAACCUUUGGGUACAUAGCUUGCCGUUAAUGCCAUGUAGUGGUUGACAAGCUACAAAGACAAGUAUGAAAAAAUAUCUAAAAUACUUUCACCUGAAUAAGUCAAACAAGCUUUCAAAAAGGCUGAAUAUGAAAUGGGAACUUUAAAUAUGUUUGCAGCACAUUUAAUGAAAAAAUAUAAUGCUCAUGCUUGCACUGAUGUCACAGGCUUUGGAAUUAAAGGGCAUUCUUAAUUUUUAGCAAGUGUCUAGAAGCAAAAGGUUGAUUUAGUUAUUGAUAAUCUACCAAUUAUUAAAAACAUGGCAAGAAUAGAUAAUACUGUAAAAGAUUAUAGAUUGAAGUAAGGAUUUAGUGCUGAAACAAGUGGUGGUUUACUCAUUUGUUUACCUAAAUAAAAUGCUAAAGACUUUAUUUAGGAGAUGCAUGAUAAUGGACUUGAGUGCAAUUAUGCAGGUGUUGUUGUUAAUGGAUCUAAUAACUCAACUGUGUUGGAAAGCGCUACUAUUGAGGAUGUUUGAUUUAAGUGA